AUGAACGCCACCACAAAUCAAGCAACUUCUAUUAAAUUGGUAUUACUAGGUGAAUCCGCUGUUGGUAAAUCAUCCAUUGUCCUACGUUUUGUUUCCAAUGAUUUUGCUGAAAAUAAAGAACCAACUAUUGGUGCAGCCUUUUUAACUCAACGUGUUACUCUACCCGAUGAUACAAUUAUAAAAUUCGAAAUUUGGGAUACUGCAGGCCAAGAACGUUUUGCUAGUUUAGCUCCUAUGUAUUAUCGUAAUGCCCAAGCUGCUGUUGUUGUUUAUGACUUAACUUCUCCUCAAUCUUUCUUAAAGGCCAGACACUGGGUUAAAUUGUUACGUGAACAAAGUGGGAAUAAUAUUAUAAUCGCGCUAGUGGCGAAUAAGUUGGACCUAUGUGAAGAACAAGCACAACCAGAGACUGAACAAGAAGAAACCGAACCUAGGGGAAAUGUUAGGAAAGUGGCUAAAGAAGAAGGCCAAAAACUGGCUGAUGAUGAAGGGUUGAUGUUUUUUGAGACAUCUGCUAAAACAGGUGAAGGGAUUAAUAACGUUUUUCUAUCUAUUGCUGAAAAAAUACCAUUAAAAAAGAAGGGAAAUGAGCAGGAAUCUGCUACUUUCAAUGGCAAUGGUCAAAGUGAGAAUAGUACUAGUAGUAAUGGCAGAAUCGAUUUGAAUGCUAGAAAUGGAUCAAGCGAAGCAUGUGGUUGUUAG
This is a messenger RNA of Saccharomycodes ludwigii, 702 nucleotides long. RefSeq names its product Rab family GTPase VPS21 (gene VPS21). Gene Ontology annotation, molecular function: GTP binding; GTPase activity. The record is from RefSeq and is a predicted model, not a curated record. The transcript has a single exon. Bases 1 to 702 code for a protein of 233 amino acids. NCBI's taxonomy places the organism in Eukaryota, Fungi, Ascomycota, Saccharomycetes, Saccharomycodales, Saccharomycodaceae.